This is a messenger RNA of Megalops cyprinoides (Indo-Pacific tarpon), 4131 nucleotides long. Its product is annotated as regulating synaptic membrane exocytosis protein 1-like. The record is from RefSeq and is a predicted model, not a curated record. Gene Ontology annotation, molecular function: transmembrane transporter binding; small GTPase binding. Gene Ontology annotation, biological process: positive regulation of synaptic transmission; regulation of membrane potential; calcium ion-regulated exocytosis of neurotransmitter. NCBI's taxonomy places the organism in Eukaryota, Metazoa, Chordata, Actinopteri, Elopiformes, Megalopidae. The transcript is spliced from 26 exons. Gene Ontology annotation, cellular component: presynaptic membrane; cytoskeleton of presynaptic active zone. Bases 57 to 3491 code for a protein of 1144 amino acids.
GGGGGGAGGAGCCUCAGGCGCGUUUCCGCGGGAAACUGCAGCCCGAGGAGCAGGAGAUGCGGGCCCACACCAAGGGGCUGGCGCUCAGGGAGGAGGGCCUGGCGGACAGGCGAGGCGGAGGCGAGGGCGGGGGCGAACGCAAGCCGCCCCUGGAGAACCACCGCUCCUACUCCGUGGACAGGGCGGACAGGACCGUGGGGGGUGGAGGGGUGCAGGGCGGCCCCCAGUCCAAACAGAACCACGGGCCGCCGACCCCUGCGGCUGUCCGGGCGGGGCCGGCCGUUUCCACGGCGCCGCCGGACCUCAGGGAGCCCCCGGACUGGGGCAGGAAGCCGCAGGGCCACCUGGACCCCGGCGCCGCCGCCCUCCUGCGCAAGGCCAAGCGGGAGAAGAUGGAGAGCAUGCUGCGCAACGAUUCGCUCAGCUCCGACCAAUCCGAGUCCCUGCGCCCGCCCCCGCCCCGCCCCUACAAGACCAAGCGCGGCGCCAACAAGCGGCAGAUGUCGGUCAGCAGCUCGGAGGAGGAGGGCGGCUCCACGCCCGAGUACACCAGCUGCGAGGACGUGGAGAUUGAGAGCGUCAGCGAGAAAGGUGACUGGGAGUGCUAUCCCCUGGACCCAACCGUGUGGCAUCAUCCUGUUACAUGGCAACCGUCCAAGGAAGGUGAUCAUUUAAUCGGGAGGAUCACUCUGAGCAAAAGAUCAGUGAUGCCAAAGGAGACUGGCGCUCUGCUGGGACUAAAGGUCGUGGGGGGCAAGAUCACGGAGUCGGGAAGACUAGGGGCCUUCAUCACCAAAGUCAAAAAGGGAAGCCUUGCUGAUGUGGUGGGGCAUCUACGGGCAGGUGAUGAGGUGCUUCAGUGGAACGGGAAGUCGUUGCCAGGAGCAACUAAGAAAGAAGUUUACAACAUCAUUUUGGAAUCCAAAACAGAACCUCAAGUUGAAAUAGUUGUUUCACGGCCUAUUGGAGACAUUCCAAGAAUUCCAGAAACGUCACACCCUCCUUUAGAAUCUAGUUCAAGUUCCUUCGAGUCCCAGAAGAUGGAACGCCCCGCUAUAUCGGUUGUGUCCCCCACGAGUCCCGGGACCCUGAGAGACGCGCCCCAGCUGCUGCCCGGACAGCUCUCGGUGAAACUGUGGUACGACAAAGUGGGCCACCAGUUGAUAGUCAACGUGCUCCAGGCCACAGACCUACCAGCCCGGCUGGACGGGCGACCCAGGAACCCUUAUGUCAAAAUGUACUUCCUCCCGGACAGGAGCGACAAGAGCAAACGACGAACCAAGACGGUGAAGAAGAGCUCGGAGCCCAAGUGGAACCAGACCUUCAUCUACUCACACGUGCACCGGCGGGACUUCAGGGAGCGCAUGCUGGAGAUCACUGUGUGGGACCAGCCCCGCGUGCAGGAGGAGGAGAGCGACUUCCUGGGGGAGAUCCUGAUCGAGCUGGAGACGGCCCUCCUGGAUGACAAACCCCACUGGUACAAGCUGCAGACGCACGACGUGUCGUCCCUGCCCCUCCCCCACCCCUCGCCCUACCUGCCCCGGAGGCACAUUCACACCGACAGCCCCAGCAAGAAGCUGCAGAGGUCUCAGCGAAUCACAGAUGCAGAUUAUGAUGAUGGUAUUGGAGUGGUUUCUACAGCGGGUGAGGGGCGUUCGCGGGAGAGGGAGAGAGAGAGAGAGAGGGACAGGUCCAGCACACUGGCAGUGCCCGAACAGCAGAGAGCCACUCACCAUCGCUCACGCUCCGUGUCCCCACACCGAGAGGACCAGGACAGACCCCGCUCCCGCCCCCCCAGCGUGCCCCUACAGAGGAGUCUGGAUGAGAUCCAUCACGGCCGGCAGUCCCGUUCCCCCACACGGUACCGGGGGCACCAGGACCGGGACUACCCUGACGACAGUGAAGUCAUCAUGCUGCACCGAACAGUCCGGGGCAGGAGCGCGGAAUGCCUGCACACUCAGAGGAGCUCGGCUAGGUACAGUAAAACGCUGCCACCAAAGAUGCCUCUGUUAGUGAAUGGCAUUCAUAAAGACAUAUACAGUGAUCUUCAGCCUGGUCUUGACAGGGUUAGGAGUGCUAGCACCAACUGUUUGAGACCAGAUACUAGUUUCCAUUCACCCGAGCGAGAAAGAGCGCACCCCCACGGGAGCCCCUCCACGGCCCCCUCCACAGGAACCCCCACGCCAGGCCGCAGGGGGAGACAGCUGCCACAGCUUCCUGCCAAAAGCAGCAGCAUAGAGCAAGAACAAGUAGAUAACCUGUCUGAUGAAAAAGUGCUGGCAGUGGAGGAGAGGGCGAGGCAGAUGCAGAUGCAGAUGAGGGGGCAUUCCUACAGGACGGUGGCCAAAUCCAGCCAGGAGUCGGCCAGGGAGCUCAAGAACAAACGAGAGCUUUACAAGGAGCAGCGACGGAGCUGUGACAACGUGUCCGCCAAGUCCUCGGACAGCGACAUCAGCGACGUGUCAGCCAUCUCUCACGCCAGCAGUGCCUCCCGCAUCAGUAGCACCAGCUACAUGUCCAUACAGUCAGAGCGACCCAGGGGACGGCUCAGCCGUCAGAUGCGCCCGUCAGGGCGGAGCAUGCUGAAGAGCACGAGCGUGAGCGGGGAGAUCUACUCGCUGGAGCGCACGGACGGCAGCCAAUCGGAUACGGCGCUGGGCACCCUGGGCGCCGCGUCGAAGAAGCGGCGGUCCAGCCUUAGCGCCCGGGUGGUGGCCAUCGUCGGCCUGCCGUCACGGCGCAGCCGCAGCACCUCACAGCUCAGCCAGACCGAGGCCGCCAGCAAGAAGUCAAAGGGGCAGAUCCAGCGCAGCCAGGAAACGGGCAUGGCGGUGGAGUACCCACGCAAUGCUAUGGCACGCCAGGCCAGCCGGGAGUCCACAGACGGCAGCAUGAACAGCUACAGCUCUGAGGGAAAUCUCAUUUUCUCAGGGGUGCGGCUGGGGGCUGACAGCCAGUUUAGUGACUUCCUGGACGGCCUCGGUCCUGCGCAGCUGGUGGGAAGACAAACCCUUGCCACCCCUGCCAUGGGAGACAUUCAGAUCGGCCUGAUGGACAAGAAGGGGCAGCUGGAGGUGGAGGUGAUCAGAGCGCGUGGCCUCACACCAAAACCAGGAUCCAAAUCACUCCCAGCUCCAUAUGUCAAGGUGUAUUUGCUGGAUAAUGGAGCAUGUAAAGCCAAAAAGAAAACCAAGAUUGCACGGAAAACCCUGGAUCCUCUGUACCAGCAGGCCCUGCUCUUCGAUGAGAGCCCGCAGGGCAAAGUGCUACAGGUGAUAGUCUGGGGAGACUAUGGGCGAAUGGACCACAAAUGCUUCAUGGGAGUCGCACAGAUCCUAUUGGAGGAGCUGGACCUAUCCAGUACGGUGAUUGGCUGGUACAAACUGUUUCCCCCCUCCUCGUUGGUGGACCCCACGUUAGCCCCCCUCACGCGACGAGCUUCCCAGUCAUCGCUCGACAGUUCGUCAGGACCUCCGGGCAUCCGAUCCUAGUGAACGAGCAGGAGACUCCAGCAGACAGGACGAGGACAGAAAUCAGUACCAGACAGAAUCACCAUCAAAGCUUUUUGGAGCCUGACAAUCACUCCUGUUACUUUUUUGACACUUUAGUGUUCGGUGAUUAUGUUUGAGUUUUUUUUUCAUGAAACAGGGCUGUUGUAAAAUAUAAGGGAAAAAAACAUUUGAACAGAAACCAAGAUUAUGCUGCUUAAUAGAGGAACCAGUGUUGAUGCUUGUCUCACUGGAUUUAAGCAAUCAGCCACAAUAAAGAUGUUGUUUUAGCAGUGUAAGAGGAGUGUCUGGGAGCAGGAAUCAGAGGCCAGAUCUCCCUGGCCGUUCCCUGAAGCUGCCCCAAUCUGCAUGUCUGUUCCUCCACUGAGACCUGCCAGGGGUCCGGGGUCAGGGGUCAGGGGUCAGAGGUCAUGUUGUGACGGAGGAGUCGCCAGCAGGGUGCUUGCUGGUGGUGGUGGUUCUUCUGCGUUGUGCGGAAAGGCCUUUUCAGUGUGUUUACAGCAGCCUCCAUGCGCUGCACCGCCUUAGGCUCAUUUACGUUCCUCUUCUGUUUGUAUUCUGCCACACACACACUCACACACACACACACUCACACACACACACUCACACACACACACACACA